Drosophila innubila is the source of this 5952-nucleotide messenger RNA. RefSeq names its product adenylyl cyclase 78C (gene Adcy8). Lineage: Eukaryota; Metazoa; Arthropoda; Insecta; Diptera; Drosophilidae. Gene Ontology annotation, cellular component: plasma membrane. The transcript is spliced from 24 exons. Gene Ontology annotation, molecular function: adenylate cyclase activity. The record is from RefSeq and is a predicted model, not a curated record. Gene Ontology annotation, biological process: cAMP biosynthetic process; intracellular signal transduction; adenylate cyclase-activating G protein-coupled receptor signaling pathway.
UUUUACAGCUCAACGAAUCUCUGGAGACUCUGUCCAUAUCCAAAUCAUGUAAUAGACAACAUCCUCGGCCUCUGCUCGGCUCCAAAGUACGGCAUUAGGCAAAUUGACAACAGCUUAAAACGAUUUGCAGCACCUUAAAGCCCAGCAAAUACUCUCCAACUCGAGGAUUCACAGCUGCCCCCGACCUCCGACAGACUGCCUGUUUGUGGCACAGCAAAAAAAGUACUGAAAAAAAACUCACACUUGACAAGCAACCCAAAAAAAAAACAAUAUAAAUAGAGUCAGAGGCAGAGCGACAAACAGGACAACACGAUGAAUUCAGAGCAGGAGGAGGAACGAAUCUGCCUCAGAACCGGCGAAGAGGAGGAGGAGGAGGAGCGCAAUAUGGAUGACGACGAUGACAAGUUGGUAUCGGAUGAGGUGCAUCUGCGGCAGCUCACCUCGACGCCAUCCACGGCAUUGCAGCAGCGGCGUCAGAAGAACAAUGUGACACAUUCCGCGCCUCCCGAGCUCACACAACGUGGCCGAAACGGAGGCCCAAAGCCGGAGGUAGAGGAGGAAGUGGAGCAGGGUGUGGUGCUGCGGCGUGCCGUCGACAAGGGUGCCAUUACCUUGGCACAAAUAGACGACCUAAGGCUGGAGAGCGACGACGACGACGACGACGACGUCGAUGUCGAUGACGAUGGCGACGAUGACGUGGACUAUGCGGACAUUGGCCCCGGGCUGAGCAAUCCCGCUGCGCAGACCACAAAUGAUGAGCAGAUUACAGCCCCAACAAAGCCAACAACAACAACUACUGCUGCAGUCGAGCAGGAAGCGACCACAACCGCAAGCACGUCGUGCACACCAACACUAGCUUUAAGCUCUCCGCCGGAUAUGUCGAAAAUACCACGACUGCCCGGCGAUGGCGCCCAGAUGACAGACGACAGCGGAGAUCUGCCCCAUUCGCUGCGUGCCUCCACAGCAUCAAUUUUGUCCAAUUUGCGCAAGAAACAGCAGGGUGGAACUGCAUCUGGCGGAGGCAGCAGCUUGGCCAAAAACACACCACGGCGUGUGCAAUCCGUACGCAUUGUGGAGGCCAAAUCCGGCUAUGGACCAAAGCGACGCACCGAAAGCUGCAGCAUAUUUGGCAAUAGCAAUUUUGAUCACGAACUGGAAUCGGGACAAUCCCUUUCAAGCAUUGCAGGACCACAAAGACCGUUGACAAAUGAAACCUAUUCGGCCUUUAAGAGUGGCAACGUGGUCAAGGGCAUACUCUGUCCGUCCUUGACCAACUCCUUCAAGCAGAGUUCCCUGGAGCGAAGCUAUCUCACCUACACACACAGACAACGCCAGAAAUCGCUUAUCAUCGUAAAUGUAGUAGAUUUUGUGCUGAAGAUUGUGAUGGCAUUGAUAUGGAUGUUGCAGCCAAAGAAGAAUCGUCAGGAUACGGAUGCUAAUAGCACUGCAGAUACGGUAAGCACAGCGACUGCAAUUACUUGGGCCGUUUGCUGUGGCAUGGCCAACUUGGCCAUUUGCUUUUUGGGCUAUUGGCGAUGCUUUGCCAACAAUUACUUGCACUGGGCAGCAGUCUGCACUUGGGUGCUCUUCAAUAUACAGGGAUUCGUCAGCGAAGGCGUCGGCUUCGAGAAUCGUGAGUACCUGGUCUGGUACAUUUUGUUUGUCAUAUUUGUGCCCUAUGCCAUGUUGCCACUGCCCCUCAAAUGGUGUGUUGUGGGUGGCACAAUCACCGCCAGCUGCCACCUGGCUGUGAUUACCAUCAACAAAUUGCAGGACAAGGACAAGUUUCCUCUAGACCCUAAUUGCAUUCUUUUCCAAAUCAUUGCCAAUUUCAUCCUGUACACGGCCAUAAAUGUCGCUGGCAUGUAUACCAAAUAUUUAACUGAUCGUGGACAGCGUUUGGCCUUUAUUGAAACCCACAAGGCUAUGGAGCACAAAAAGGAGUCCGAAAAGGAGUUGCAACGCACACAAAAGUUGCUCGAUUCAAUUUUGCCCAACAUUGUGAAUAAUCAAAUACGCAGCGAAAUGUACAAAGGUCCGGAUCUCACGGUGGAGACGCAGUUUAACAAAUUAUAUGUUUACCCCAUGGAUAAUGUGAGCAUACUGUUUGCAGACAUUAAGGGAUUUACGGAAUUGGCGAGCAAAACCUCAGCUCAACAAUUGGUGAAAAUUUUAAAUGACCUUUUUGCCCGUUUCGAUCGCAUUGCAGAGGACAAUCAUUGUCUGCGCGUUAAGCUGCUCGGUGAUUGCUAUUACUGUGUGUCGCAGUUCGAAAGUGACAACUGGAAGACACGACCGGAUCAUGCCGUGUGCAGCGUCGAAACUGGACUCCACAUGAUAAUGGCCAUCAAGGAUGUGCGCCUGCACACGCAAGUUGACCUCAACAUGCGCAUCGGCAUCCACAGUGGCUCAGUGAUGUGCGGUGUUCUUGGCAACAAGAAAUGGCAUUUUGACGUUUGGUCUAAUGAUGUUAUCAUUGCAAAUCACAUGGAAUCUGGUGGUAUACCCGGACGCGUUCACAUCUCGGAGGCGACACUCAAAUGCCUGAAUGAUGCCUACGAAGUGGAACCGGGCAACGGCGGCAGUCGGGAUGGUCAUCUCAACAAGUUGAACGUAACAACGUAUUUGAUCAAGCGGACGGAGCCGUUGCGACCCAAGCGACGCUUUGGCACCCGAAGUAGCGCCCAUCAAAGCUGCAGCAUUGCCACAUCUGCCACAGUUGGUGCCUCCAUUCCUCCAGUUUCGAGUGCGUUGCCCAAAUCCAUUUCGGCAAGUGGCAGCGGCAAUGAUUGCAGCAUGGGCAGCACCACAGCUGUGGGCGUGGCUGGCGUUUACGGUGGCGGAGGUGGUGGUGACGGUGGCAGCAUCGAUGGACGCAGUCUGGAAUAUGCCACCGCGGUGCAACCCUCACAGCUCUUGCAGCAGCAGCAGAAGAAGAACAUCUCACUGAACUCGCUGCCCAAUGUGGUCGAAGGCGUCGCCAUGAACAACCGCCGACUGCGCAACGGUGGUGCCGUUGGAGCCGGUGGCACAGCCAAUGCAGGUGGCACGGGAGCACCUGCUGCGGGUCUCUCCACGGUAUCAUCUCCGACUGCCAUGAUGUCCGCACCGUUGGAGCAACAGUUGAGGCCACGCAAUGGCGCCAGCAUUCAGAAUCUGACGGAGGCCAUCAGUGCCAAGGGUCUGAUUAUCGAAGAUGAGAGCACUACGGAUUGGAUACCCGAGAUACCAUUUAGGAAUCUCAACAGCCCCGAGGAGCUAUUAAAUCGCGCCGAUUCCAUACUAGUUGAUCCCAAGCUAGAUCAUCGCGUUUCCGUGACUGUCUUAGAUGAAGAGAUUGACGAAUUCAUUGAACAGAAUAUUCAGAUUAAUUCGAAUAAGGAAAUCCGUCGCGAAUAUUUGAAUGCAUGGACAUUGAAAUUUAUUGAUAAGAGCCAGGAGCAGAAAUUCUGUCAGCUGCGUGAGGAUAUGUUCCGCUCCAACAUGCUGUGUGUAUUUGUCAUUUGGAUAUUUAUGGUACUUUGCCAAGUCAUCAUUAUACCACGUUGCACCACAGUCAUAAUUUGGCUGGCUGUGGGCACUGUGGUGCUCACCUUUUGCUGUGUCCUGGUCAUGGCCGAGGAGUUUCCAGGCCUGCCCAGCUGCUUGAAGACUAACUCCGCCAAACUUGUCCAUCAACGACGUCGUCGUACGCUCUUCAUCUGUGGCGUCAUCGUCUCCAUGUGUAUGCUAAGUGCAAUUGGUCUGAUCCUCUGUCCUACCGACAGCUACAAUGGCAACAUCGAUAUAGGCAAAUAUGCUAAUUUCUCCGCGAAAUUCUCUGAGAGGGAUUCAACGUUGGUCGUUUCGCAAACGAUCCAAAGAAACAUUACGAUCAGAGCUCCAAUAAGUGGAGUUGCUUCCUCCAUUUCCCUGGUGUCUCUGGUUAAUGAGAGUAUUACCAAUGCCUCGGAUGAGAUUGUGCGUCACACUCUGGCCAAUGCCCUGACACCGUUGGAGUCCUUUGAGCACUCCCAUCGUCCCCAUGCCCUUACCCGAUACAGCCGGAGUCCUGCGGAUACCUCGAUUGAAAAUGAACAGGGUUGCGUGCAUCAGGAAUAUAUUGUCUUUACCUGGGUACUUUGUCUUGUCUCCCUGGCGACAGCUCUAAAGCUCUAUUAUUUGGUCAAGGCAAUUAUGGCUCUGGGAAUGGUUGCUUUCUAUAGCACUUUUAUCUUUAUCAGAUUUCCCAUUGAGGAAAGUUUCAGUUUGAUGAAUUUAAAGGAGCGGGGUAUGCCUUUGGGUGUACAGAUGAUCAUACUGUUGAUUACCUUUCUUAUCAUGGUCUGCUAUCAUGCCAGGCUCGUGGAGGUUACCUCACGUCUGGACUUUAUUUGGAAGGAGCAAGCGGAGCGUGAAUUGACCAACAUGAAAUCGAAUCGUGCUCUUAAUGACACAUUAAUUAAGAAUAUUUUGCCGGACCAUGUGGCCGCCUAUUACCUGUCCGACGAGCAUACGGAUGAGCUGUACUCCAAGAUGCAUAAUCUGUGCGGCGUUAUGUUUGCCUCCAUACCCAACUUUCAGGACUUUUACUCCGAGGACAUUGACAAUGGCAAGGCGUGCAUACGGAUUCUAAAUGAGAUUAUCUGUGACUUUGAUGAAUUGCUGGAGGAUACACGCUUUGCUUCUGUGGAGAAAAUCAAAACGGUUGGCGCAACUUACAUGGCAGCCGCUGGACUCAAUCAUGAGCAUCUGCGUGCACGGGGCGAAACCUCGGAGGACAGCGUCUGUGAUUUAGUGGAAUUUGCGUUUGCCAUGAAGAAGAAGCUGGAGGAGAUUAAUGCCGAUGCGUUUAACAAUUUCCAGCUACGUGUUGGCAUCUGCAGUGGUCCCUUGGUCAGUGGCGUGAUUGGAGCACGCAAGCCCGUCUAUGAUAUAUGGGGGAAUACCGUGAAUGUUGCCUCACGCAUGGACUCCACGGGCGAGAACUGGCGGGUUCAAGUGCCGGAAAAUACGGCGGAGUUGCUCUGCUCACGUGGCUACACAUGUGUGAAACGAGGCGAAAUCCCUGUCAAGGGCAAGGGCAUGAUGACCACGUUCUAUGUGCAUCCCAAGGGCAUUUCGGACAGCCAAUUGAUCUCACCAGUGCGUAUGCCGGCGGGCAUACCUCUUGCCCCAACACCGAAUCUACAGCGACAGACCUCGCAUCAUGGUUCCUUCAGUGCCGUCGUCUUUGAGAUGUUGCAGGCCACCAAACGCAGCACAGCGAUUCCAAGCACACCCACCGGCACGCCCUCUCCACAAAUUCGUCGUGGACAUCGUGGUAGUGCCUUCAGCUCGGUACGUGUCUCCCAGAAGUCGACGACGGUGAAUCCUGUGCGUCGGAAUACGACUCGAGUGCGUGCUCGUUCCUAUCGCCAAAAGAAGAGUUCCUCCAACAAUUCGAUUGUCACACAGGCCAGCUCGACAUAUAUGCCAUCGUUUCGACGCAUCGAUCAGAUUGAGACGACCAUAUCCAAAAGUCACAACGACGCUUUAUAGCCUACGACGCGCAACAAUUGGGUCUAAGUCUAUCUCUGUGUCUGUAUUAGUAAAUGCAUUUGUGUGUAUUAGUGUGCUUUAGCUCGAGAAGCUUUUUCACGUUGCGGCUGUGGUGAGCUUUCAAAGCAUCCGCGUUCGUGUGUCGUGUAGGUGAGAAGUUAAGCUGAAAUUAUUUUUUGAACGAUUUUAUGAUUCAAUUAUUUAAUGAUUCAAAGGUGGCACAGUUGAUUAAGUUUAGGGAAGAAAUUACUAAAGCAUAAUCUGUAGAGUAGUUUGUAGAAAUUGACACUGAAAUUACUUAAUAAGCUUUUAAGCCAAUUAUUAAAUGUAAAAUAUUUUUUAAUGUAUUCUAUUGUAACAUCUCAGCACAAUUCUAGUCGUUUAUAUUUACAGAAAUAAGUUAAUGAUGAAAUAUUAUAAUUAUUAUAUGAA